AUGCUCCUGGUACCCGCGCACAACAACCCACGCCCCUGGUACCCGCGCUCAACAACCCAUGCUCCUGGUACCCACGCACAACAACCCACGAUCCUGGUACCCCCGCACAACAACCCAAGUACCUGGAACCCGUGCACAACAACCCGCACUCCUGGUACCCAUGCACAACAACCUGCGCCCCUGGUACCAGCGCACAACAACCCACGCACCUGGUACCUGUGCACAACAACACACACUCCUGGUAUCCACGCACAAAAACCCGCGAUCCUGGUAACCGCGCACAACAACCCACGCACCUGGUACCCGCGCACAACAACCCGCUCCCCUCGUACCCGCGCCCAACAACCCACGCACCUGGUACCCAUGCACAACAACCUGCGCUCCUGGUACCCGCAUACAACAACCCACGCACCUGGUACCCACGCACAACAACCCACGCCCCUGGUACCUGUGCACAACAAGCCAAGCACCUGGUACCCAUGUACAACAACCCACGCCCCUGGUAUCCGUGCACAACAACCCACCCUCCUGGUACACAUGUACAACAACCCACGCUCCUGGUACCCGCGCACAACAACCCACGCCCCUGGUACCCGUGCACAACAACCCACCCUCCUGGUACCCGCGCACAACAACCCAUGCCCCUGGUACCGCACACAACAACCCAAGCACCUGGAACACGUGCCCAACAACCCACACUCCUGGUACCCGUGCCCAACAACCCACACUCCUGGUACCCGCGCACAACAACCCACGCUCAUGGUACCCGCGUACAACAACCCACGCUCCUGGUACCCACAACAACCCGUGCUCCUGGUAACCGCCCACAACAACCUACGCUCCUGGUACCCGUGCACAACAACCCAUGCUCCUGGUACCCGCGCACAACAACCUGCGCUCCUGGUACCCGCAUACAACUACCCGUGCUCCUGGUAUCUGCGCACAACAACCCACGCUCCUGGUACCCGCACAAAACAACCCACACCCCUGGUACCCGUGUACAAACUCCCAUGCUCCUGGUACCCGUGCACAAUAACCUGCGGUCCUGGUACCCGCGCACAACAACCCGUGCUCCUGGUAACCGCGCAAAACACGUGCUACUGGUACCAGCGCACAACAACCCGUGCUCCUGGUACCCACGUACAACAAGCCGUGCUCCUGGUACCCGCGUACAACAACCCAUGCUCUUGGUACCCACACACAACAACCCACGCCCCUGGUACCUGUGCAAAACAGCCCGCGCUCCUGGUACCCGUGCACAACAACCCACGCUCCUGGUACCUGUGCAUAAUAACCGCUGGACCUGGUACCCACAUACAACAACAACCUGCGCCCCUAGUACCCGCGCCCAACAGCCCAUGCACCUGGUACUCGCAAACAACAACCCACACUCCUGGUACGCGCACACAACAACCCGUGCUCCUCGUACCCGUGCAUAACAACCUGCGCUCCUGGUACCCGCGCAUAACAAGCAACGCACCUGGUACCCAUGCACAACAACCCACGCCCCUGGUACCCGCGCACAACAACCCACGCUCCUGGUACCCAUGUAUAACAACCCACGCUCCUGGUACCCACGCACAACAACCCGUGCUCCUCGUACCCGUGCACAACAACCUGCGCUCCUGGUACACACACCCAACAACCCACGCUCCUGGUACCCGCGCACAACAAUCUGCGCCCCAGAUACCUGUGCCCAACAACCCACGCUCCUGGUACUUGCGCCCAACAACCCACGCUCCUGGUACCCGCGCAUAA
This is a messenger RNA of Chiloscyllium plagiosum (whitespotted bambooshark), 1758 nucleotides long. The record is from RefSeq and is a predicted model, not a curated record. Lineage: Eukaryota; Metazoa; Chordata; Chondrichthyes; Orectolobiformes; Hemiscylliidae.